Messenger RNA from Guillardia theta CCMP2712, 759 nucleotides. RefSeq lists its product as hypothetical. The transcript has 7 exons. The record is from RefSeq and is a predicted model, not a curated record. NCBI's taxonomy places the organism in Eukaryota, Cryptophyceae, Pyrenomonadales, Geminigeraceae. The coding region runs from base 1 to 759 and encodes 252 amino acids.
AUGCGAUGUUCAGCCGGGGCUGUUUGCAAGGCCAUCGACAGGGUGAUGCAGGGACAUUGCAAGAAUGCAUUCGUUGCAGCACGACCCCCUGGGCAUCACGCGGGUCCACGCGGUCUGGUAUACACGCCGGACGGCAGACCUUCUCUUUCUCAGGGCUUCUGCCUUAUGAACUCAAUCGCAAUCGGUGCAGCGUACGCCAAAUACAACUACAGGGAUCAGAUCAAGAAGAUCGCGAUCAUCGACUUUGACAUUCAUAACGGAGAUGGCACAGCCGCCAUCAUCAGAUCGCUGAAGCCACAAGUGACGUCACAACUGCUUUCUGCUUGCAGCAUCUUCCCUAACCUUUGUAUUCAGCCAUGGCUGGACGAUAGCGACUCAGAUAACGGCCCUAAAGCUCAGCAGGAGGAGAGCUCUCACCAGUUCCGCACCCUCAUCACAGAGAAGCUGAUCCCCCAGCUAGUCCAGUUCGCGCCGGAGUUGGUCAUGGUCUCGGCCGGUUUCGAUGGUCACUGGGAGGACACUGAAUCAUGCCAGAGGUGUCUGACGGGUCCUCGUCGUGCAGACUACACCUGGAUCACUGAAGAGCUCUGCAAAGUGGCAGCGCGAUGUGCUAGCGGGCGGCUUGUCUCGGUUCUUGAAGGAGGUUACCACGUGGUGAUACCGUCCCAGUGCUCUCCUGCUCCAUCCUGUGAACUCGUUUACAGGAGAGGCCCGCUCCCCUCCCACCACGUAACAGUCGGAGGCGAGCUUCCGCUGUGA